AUGGGCGACGUUGCAGCAGAGGACGCACCCCAACCGAAGGAGUUUACCGUCCACGGCACUGCCUAUGUCUCGGGCAGCGCCUCAGGCGAGGUGCUCGCCAGCCAUAAAGAAUUAAGCUUUUGGGGCGGUGUCGAUCCGCUGACUGGCGAGGUCAUUGACCGCCAUCAUCCGUUGAGUGGGAGCUGCCUCAAGGACAAAGUCCUGGUCAUCCCUGGCGGCAGGGGAUCGUGCUCCGGCAGCGGUGUCAUGCUGGAGCUGCUCCUCAAUGGCACCGGCCCCAGCGCUGUCUUGUUCGAGCGAAGGGAAGACAUCUUGACCCUCGGUGUCGUCGUUGCCGACGAGCUUUUCGCCAAGUCCAUUCCCGUGGUUACUUUGGGCUCGAAGCACUUUCGGGAGCUUCUGAGCGCUCGCCACCUCUAUAUCCAUGACAACCGCGUCUCUGUCACGGAUCACAGUUCGACUCGGGCUGAGGGGUGGCAUGCGGACGACACUGCGGCCAAGCGGGCAUCAUUCGCUAGCAUCGUCAGUCUCUCUCCCGCCGACCACGCCUUCCUUUCCGGCUCCCGCGGCCCAGCCGCGCGCACAGCCAUGCGCAUCAUCGUGCGCAUGGCCGCUCUGCAAGGCGCCUCAGAGCUUCUCGACGUGACACAAGUCCACAUUGAUGGCUGCGUCUACACCGGACCCGCCUCUCUCGCCUUUGCCUCGAGACUGCGCGACGCCGGCGGGAGGGUAGUGGUGCCAACCACGCUCAACUCCAUCUCUGUCGACCAGCGGCGGUGGCGGCACGAGCACGGCGUCGAUGCAGUCGCGCUGGGCGAGCCAUCUGAGCGCCUCGCUGCCGCCUACACGGACAUGGGCGCUGCGCCGACCUUCACAUGCGCGCCGUACAACUUGGGAACUGCUCCACGGCGCGGCGAGCAGGUGGCCUGGGCCGAGUCCAACGCCGUCGUCUACGCCAACAGCGUGCUUGGCGCCCGCACCAUGAAGUACCCAGACUUCCUCGACCUCGCCGUCGCGCUGACGGGCCGCGCGCCCUGCGCCGGGCCGCACGUCGAGUCCAAUCGCCUAGCUACGGUCUGUAUCAGACUCCCAAAUGCUCUUCUUCACGUGGACGACUCGUUUUACCCUGCCCUGGGAUACUGCGUGGGAGGCGUCGCGGCAAACCGCAUCCCCGUCAUCCUCGGCCUUGCGGAGGAUGGGCACCUACCGCCCUCCACUGACGAUUUGAAAGCCUUCGGCGCCGCGUUCGCCACCUUGUCGAGCGCGCCCAUGUUUCACAUGGUCGGCGUGACUCCCGAGGCGGCGACGCUGGAGGAUGCGGUUGGCGGCGAGGGUAAUGACGUCCCCGUCGUCGACUUGGACAUGAAGGAUCUCGCAUGCGCUUGGGACACGUUGAACAGCGCGGACCGAAACGCCCGUCGACCGAUCGACCUGGUGUCGUUGGGGAACCCGCACUUCUCGCUCUCCGAGAUCAGGAAGCUCGCGGCGCUCUGUCGCGGCCGGCGGAAGGACGGGAGAGUUGCUGUCAUCGUGACGUGUGGCCGCAGCACCCACGGGCUGGCCACCCAAGCCGGCCUGGUGGCGGAGCUGGAGGCGUUUGGCGUGCAGUUCGUGACGGAUACGUGCUGGUGCAUGAUUCGAGAGCCCAUUGUCCCCCGUCCGGCGAAGACCAUCAUGACCAACUCUGCCAAGUACGCUCAUUAUGGGCCGGGGCUCACGGGGAGACGCUUCUGUUUUGGCAGUCUUGCUAGCUGUGUCGAGGCUGCGUGUGAGGGCGUUCAUAGUGUAGAGCACCCACGUUGGCUUGGUUCACUUGCUUAG
Molecule: messenger RNA, 1821 nt
Organism: Diplodia corticola
Lineage: Eukaryota; Fungi; Ascomycota; Dothideomycetes; Botryosphaeriales; Botryosphaeriaceae
Exons: 1
Coding region: 1-1821 (606 amino acids)
Source: RefSeq, a predicted model, not a curated record